UUGCAUAGGUAGUUUGCUGGGACAAGCUUCUAUCACCAGUCACGGGCCAGGGUGUGCAAAAGGCAGGACUCAAACAUAGCUAACGGCUUCUUGGAGGCGGAGUGGGCAGAUGGGGGACAGGCAGCAUGAACUAGUACCACUGGUACCUUCAGCAAAGAAGUCAAGAAGAAAAGGCAGCAAAAGCCACGUUUCCACCCCUGCUCAAAGAUACUAUUCUCCUGGCGCAGCUGUUAAAACUAUAGGCUAAGGCAUGUCUAUUGAAUGAAUGCCAAAAAGUUGACUCAGUGAAUGAUUAAAAGCCUGUAACAGAAUUCACUAGAGCGUGAAACACGAUGACUUUUGCCCGUGAACUGGGCUAUUGCAGCAGAAACGUGUCCCAAGACAGUCCGUGAUGCUGUGAAGAUGAGAGCACCAGGCAGUGACCAUCUGAUCAUCGGUAGAUGGUCACAGCCUGACCUAUUCAGAAGGUGAACGGGGCUGUCCUCAGAGAGUCUGUUGCUGCAGAAGUUGGUACAUGCGUGCGAUGGAGGAGCUGAGUACCAUCAGCAGGAGAAGACACUAAGGAAAUGGAACUGAGCAUCAACAGAAAGAGGAUCCUAGAUGACAAAGGACAGAAGAAGGGGAAGUGUUCAUCACUCGCAUUCUGGUCCCAGGAGUGUGGGGCGCUCUCACAAAGCGCAGGGAAAGGAGGACGGACCUGCAGUUCUGGGAGGAUGGGAGAAGUUGUGCGGAUAGUGGUGUUUGUGAUGGCUUUCAUCAGCUGCAACGCCCUCCUGGAUCUGUCUGGUGUCCACCAGGUCAAGGGCACAUGGAUGGGAUCCAUCACUUUACCAUGUACCUACACGCCCUCAGAAGGUUUCACACAGGAAACGCUCAGCUGGAGCAUGGAGCGAGACUACAGCACCUCUACUGUCUUUCGGAGGGAUGAUUCUGGUGACCACAUCUUGUUGUCUCGGUUCCGAAAUCGGGUCGGCGUCCCAAAGCACAGCCCAGGGGAUGCCUCGCUCCUAAUUGAGAACCUUGAAAUCCCUGACAGUGGACACUACACCUGUCAAGUCACCUGGAGGUCAAAAAAUAACAGCUUGAUAACAAAGGAGUUGACGACUAUUGUCAAAGUUGUCAAAGUUGCAGUGACCAAGCCCGUCAUCAGGGCUGGCAAGCUGGGGCUGACGGUCCCGGCCGGAGCCAGGACCAGCCUGACCUGUGUGGCCAGCGGCUCCCCCCCCAUCAGCUAUCGCUGGUUCAGGAGCAGCCCAGGAGGGAAAGCCCAGCUCCUGAGCAGCCAGGCGGAGCUGGCGUGGGACAGCCUGCGGCUCUCCGACGCUGGGAUGUACUACUGUGAGGCGGAAAACAGGGUCGGGGACGGGGCUGUGCAGCAGAGCGACGCUGUUGAGCUGAGGGUGAGAGAGUUCCCAGCCAGUUGGCAGCCCAGCCCUGGGACCGGCAGGCACAGCAGACCCCCGCCCACCCCCCGAGGCGAUGCUCCCCAGCCAGUGCCCACAGAUCUGCCCCCAGCAGCAACGCUGGGCUCCAGGAGGGAUGCCGUUUCGGAGCGGAGGGAUGCUGUUUCGGAGGGGCCUCCCAUUGCCACAGGUCCCCCGCCGGCCGCGCUGCCCCCGCACCUCUACGCGCUGGCGGCCGCGCUGGGCGGCGUCGCGCUCGGGGCGCUGGCGGCCGCGCUGCUGCUCCGGCGGCUGCGGAAGAAGAAGGAACCUGCCUAUGAAGUUGCUUUCUAUAGCACUGCAGAUGUCACGAGGUUGGAGACUGACAUGGAAGUCCCUGUUAAAUGUCUACAGGAGGAGACAAAUUCUAAGACUGAAACAGCCAAUGAUACUUUCACCAUGAAAGACAAUCGCCGUGGCAGCAUAUGCAUCAGGAAAAACCCCGAGUAUGAGAACCUUGUGACUGCAAUGGAAUCAGAAUUUGAAACAGAAAAAAAUUACUAGAGUAUCAGCUUUUCCACAUGAGCAGCCGUGCAGGGCUGCAGCUAGUGAGUGGUAGACUUCUUUACCAAAGGAACCUCUCCUUCCUGUCUGCCUUCUGCUCUGAUAAAUAUACCAGUCUCACCGCUUUCUUUAACCCAGGGGAACUGCGUAACCUUCUUGGGCUUUGACAAAUGAGGGCCUGCCCCUUGGUGCAGAAACCCUCAGCCACCUACUUUUAUAGAGCGAAUAAUUUCUGAGCAGCCUGAAGGACCAAGGUGAGGAAGAGAUGAUCUGAAGGGCUGGAAACACAGAUGUCUUUAGCGUGAAAAUCAAGGUGCGGCUGGGUGCAAUGCUGCUCACCAGCAAGGUGUACUCUUAAGUGCAUGUUCCCCUGCUAGGACAUCCCAGACUGCGAGGAGCCAGGGGUUGUGCUGGAAAGGGAUGUCCUCUGGCCUUUGCAGCUCAACAAAUACUGUUUGGACAUCCUGCUUGUCUGCUUGUCCUUGAGCCUUUUUUGUUAGAGCGUGGUAAAGGGACCACAGAGCAGGACUGGUGUCCCAGGAAUGUCAUUUUUGCUAUCAGACUGGAACGCAUUGACAGAGGAAGGGGGAAUGUCCCUGUAGGUGAAGAGCCUCUGAAAUGCAACCUUCUGUUUUUCUCCUGGAAAAGCAAAAUUGGUGUCGAAGCAUUUUGUUUUUACAGUGUGGGGGCCAGAAGCAUAAUAAAAUAGAGAUAAAUUUGAGGCAUUUGGAAUAAUGAUUGAGCAAGGGAUCUCCCUGGACGCGGGGGAUUCGCUCUGUGGGACACGAGCGAAUCUGUCUGAUUGCAACAGAGAUAUUAAUGCUGGCCGGUGUUGUGGGCAUGCUGUGGGUGCUCACGUUUGUAAAAUGCCUUGAAAAGCGCUCGAUUAGCGCAACGUAUUUUCUUUCCCAGGGCAAAUACAAAAGGCUUCAAGGGAUUUUGUUGCACAUGAAUUCUGACUUCCUUGGUAUUUCACCAUCCAGCGCCAUCAUUUUUCUGUUCCCUGCUAAUUUAUGCUUUUUCUCGGUCUUCUGAUGUAAUUCUGCAGAACGGGCAGGGGUACAGUCAUGGCCACGGUUUGUCUUGGGCGUUUGACUUGGGUUUGCCUUUUGAAGAGGAGGGGACAGGAGGGGGCACCAAGGAGCCCACACCAUGCUCCUGGCAUGACUAGACCUCACCACAGCCCCCGGAGCUUGUCGUCGGGGUCCUGGUGCUGCCUCCACGUGCAAAGUCACAAACCCGCAGCCGCCUACUUCUGCAGCGAGAGCACAGUAAGGCACAGUGCUCCAAACAGUGACGAGCUCAGGCUGGGGCCUGGAGAUGAUUGAAAAACCCUAAUUUCAGUGAGCUGGUUGGAAGCAUCGGCACCUGAGCUGGGCACUCUUAGGGCUGAAGGUUUGCCAGGAGCAAUGGGGGGUGCUUUCCGGUU
Molecule: messenger RNA, 3375 nt
Organism: Chroicocephalus ridibundus (black-headed gull)
Lineage: Eukaryota; Metazoa; Chordata; Aves; Charadriiformes; Laridae
Product: V-set and immunoglobulin domain-containing protein 4-like
Exons: 12
Coding region: 567-1946 (459 amino acids)
Biological process (GO): negative regulation of T cell proliferation; negative regulation of macrophage activation; negative regulation of interleukin-2 production
Molecular function (GO): complement component C3b binding
Source: RefSeq, a predicted model, not a curated record